AUGCAAAAGAAGCAAGGGAGAAUGAUGGCUGGAAGAGGUAAAACAAAAGCUAACAGCGAAAUAAGAGAAACAAACGGAAAUCUACUAAUAGACAAUGAAGACAUUGCUAAUAGAUGGGAACAAUAUCUUCAGGUUCUGUAUCAGAGUGAAGAAAUAACAAGUCUAAAGAACAAAUGUAACCCAGAUAAUGAAGGCGCACCAAAGGGAAGAAUUCAACCAAGUCCAUAA
Messenger RNA from Macrosiphum euphorbiae (potato aphid), 228 nucleotides. NCBI's taxonomy places the organism in Eukaryota, Metazoa, Arthropoda, Insecta, Hemiptera, Aphididae. The record is from the annotation of a GenBank genome assembly.